This is a messenger RNA of Prorocentrum cordatum, 4205 nucleotides long. Lineage: Eukaryota; Dinophyceae; Prorocentrales; Prorocentraceae. The record is from the annotation of a GenBank genome assembly.
GUUCGGGCUCGGUCGAGCCCAGGCUGCGCUGGGGCGGCUCUGGCCGCGUCGGUGCGCCAGCGCGCUCGGCUUCGGUCGACGUGCGGCCGCGAGGGGCCCCCGCCCCUGGCAACGUGCUCUACACCUUCGCGGCGCUCACGCCCGCCGAGGUCAACGAGCGGCUGGCGGAGGCGGACCAGGUAUGCAACCUGGAGCGGGCCCACCGUGGGCUCCCGCUGUUGGGCGAGGCGGCCCGAGCGCCAGGAGGCGCCGCCGCGGUGGCGACGCCCGUGCCCGCCGUCGCCCCGGCGCCUGGGGCCCCCCGCCUCGUCCCAGCAGGCGGGGCGUGGGUCCUCGCGGAGCCGCUCGUGGGCCACGACGUCGGCGAGGAGUUCACGCUGCUUGCAGGGGCUGCGGUGCUGGGGACCCGUGCCCUCGUGGUGAUCGACGGGGGCGUCGCCGCGCUCGAGCAGCUGGCCGAAGGCGCCGACAUCACUCGCUGGGCCCUGGCGCGCAGCAACUUCCUCUGCGACGACCCGAGGAUCCUGGCGCGGUCCCCGACGGAGCGGACCCUGGUCGACGCCGUGGGCACGAUGACGGCCUGCGCGCGGAAGGCGGAGGGCCUCCUUGCCUCUCCUUUGCAGGGGCCCGCCAUCGGAGCCGAGCGGGUCGACUCGGUGGUCAGGGAUGGCGUGGCCAGCCUGAUCGACCGCGCCAGCAUGUGGCGGCGUGAGAUCGGCGUCAGGACCCACAGCUCGGCCGCCGACGAGCACGCGAUCCUCCGCAGGGCCGUGCAGCUCCUGGCGACGGUGGACGGGCUCAACGUGAAGAACCUCGUCGGCGUCGAGCUCCUCCUGAGGCGGAUCACCAUGCAUGAGGAGGCCGUGGCUGAGAACCCCGAGGCGCCGAGCUACGAGGGGUCGGACCACUACCUGAGGCCUGGCCUCGCCGAGGGCAAGAAGCAGCAGGGGAUCGGCGUGGCCGUGGUCUCUUUCCCCUGCCUGACAUUCCUCGUGCUCAGCGCCCUGGUGCCGGAGGCGGUCGACAGCCUGAACUUGCUCUUCGGGCGCGACCCGCAGGAGCUGGUGGCGCCGACGCAGCGUGACGGGACUAAGGUGUCCUUGCCAGAGGGGCAGGUGUCGCCCGUCGUCUUGACUGAGUUUGUCUCUCCCGAGCUCGGCCGCAGCCUCGACCUUGACAACAUCUUGGCCGAUGCUGACGUGGCCGAGCACCGUCUUCGCCACGAGCCCGUCGGGCGCCAGACGAAGCGUCGCCUGUCUUCGUCGCCACGGGUGAUAUACAUAGUUGUUGUUUACCAGUGUUGGGUGCCGUCUGCGCUGAGCGAGUACUUCAGCUUCGAAGCCGUGGGCGCCAGCCUUGCAAAGAAGUGGGGUGCGACCUCGGACGUGUGGGGGAUGUCGUUGCCAGAUGUCGGGGAGGUCUUCCUGUGCUUGCUCGUGCUGCCGAUGGGUUGGACCUGGUCUUCCCACAUCGUCCAGGCUCUGCAUGCCGAGUUGCUCCGCGAGGCUGGGUUCGGCCAGGGCUUGCCCCUGUGGGACUCCGUCUGCCGUGAGCUCCUGGUCUGCCCCAGCCUGGCCCCCCUGCUCUCAGGUAACUUUGGGCGCCCGCGGUCUACUUCUGCGCUGGCGACGGGCGCCUCGGGGAGCGGGCGGGGCGUGAUGGAGGCCGGCUUCGACAGAGAGGAGGUGGGGGAGAUCGGGAGGUGGAACGAGCGCUGGAGGCACGAGCGUCUGCCCCCGUCGGAGUGGGCGCCUCGUCGUCGUGCGCUGGCGGCCGAGCUCGACCCCCUCGUCGACCCUGCGACGUGCGACGCGGGCCCUUGGGACCUCGACGCGCUCGGCGGGGCCCCCUCGGAGUUCGCCUGGCGGCCUCGAACUGGCUUCCCCGAGGUUCCGAAGGCCGCGAUCCCGGGGCGUUCCUGGAAGUGCUGGAGGGCUGGAAGGUACAGGUUUGAGGAGCCGAUCGGUAACAAGGAAGGGCGCGCGGCCUCCUUCGGGCUCCUGCAGCUGGUCCGCCGCCUGGCUGCCCUCUCGAUUGCGACGGGCGCAUGGGUGGCGCUCCGCUGGAUUCCGAGUGAAUACAACCCCGCCGACGAGCCGCCCCGCCUCUUCGAGAAGCUCGGGGAGGCGCGGGCGGCGUUGUAUGAAGCGCCUGCGGCGGGAGCAGAGCUUGGCGGCCUGUCGAGCAGCCGCCGAGCCAUCGACUUCCCGCGGAUCCGCUGGAACCCGACAGGAGGGAAGGGCGGGGAGCUCGCCGCCUGCGAGCUCGCGACGGUCGGCGCCAAGGGCUCGGCCGCCUACCAGCACUUCGAGAACCUGUUCCGCGAGCGGCAGCGGCGCCGAGGCAGGGCCAUCGACGACCGCGACGAGAUCGAGGUGAACCUGCUCGACUACUUGGACGAGCUCCUAGCCGACUACGUGAAGCCCCUGGAAAGGAUGCCGCUGUCGAUCGAGGUGAAGUCGGGCAUCUGCGCCCUCCUGAUCUACGACGGUGAGCGGUCCGCGGCCCUCUACGUCGAGGACGCGUUUUCGGGGUCCUUCCGUCCUGGGGGGCUUCUUCGUGCUAAGGUGGGCGACUUGGUGAGGCCAGGGGUGUCGGAGGAGGCUGCGUUGCGGCGUUGGUUUCUGAUUGUGGCGCCUGAGGAGCGGCUGGAGCCGUCAAAAACCCAGACCUUCGACGACGCCGUCAUCUUCGACCACCCCGAGUGGCUGGGCGAGGUGCUGGGUUCCUGGGCUGCGAACGCGGCGGACGACCGCGAGCUCUUCCCGCUGGAGGCCGCGAGGGUCGCCCGCCUCUCCCAGGCCGCUGCCGACAGGUUGGGCGUCGAGGAGCCCCUGUGCCAGUUGCGCCACGGCGGCGCCUCGGAUGAUCUCCUGAAGCGGCGCCGCACUUUGAGUGAGAUUCAGUCGCUGCGAGAUUGGGCCACCACAGGGCUUUGCGCAGCCAACCUCUGGAACUCGUUCCAGCGUGAUUGUCACUGUACGUGCACAUGCGCCGCCGGGCACGACAAGGAUCUCGUGACGCUGCUGCAAAGGCAACUGGACAGGUGUGGCCCUGAGCAGCUGCGCAGUGCGCCGCCCCGAGACUGCCCCUCGGCGUUCUGGGAGGUCGUGAUCAUCGGCUGGAUUGCGGCGCUGGCGGCCUUCGCGCGCGGGUUCCUGGCUGGCGGGCCCCCGCCGCACUUGCGCAAGCGGCUGCUCUACCGUUUCGACAUGGACUCGGUCACGCUGGAUUCGCUGGCCGCGGAGGGGGCUCAGCUUGCGGAGCGGGGGCGCGCGGGGCUUCCCUUUGCUCGCCGCCUCCGGGGGAAGCAGGUCCAGGCCCCUGCGCACUCAGCCCCGCUGGUUGGCGGCACGGCCACGCCCGGCGGCUCAGACGCGGAGCGCGAGGACGGCCAGACGCUGGCGCCCCCAGCGCCCCAGCCGCCGCCGCGCUCUGGCCCGGGUGGCGCGCCGCUGCCGCCAGUCUGGCUGGAUGUCGGCUGGGUUGCGCUGGAGUCGCGCUUGGGGUUCUCGCGGGGGGCGCCGGUGGAUGUGGCUCUCGCCACCGUGCACGCCAGCGGGGAUCGUGCGCUCGCGACCUUCCCCGACGGGGUCAUCGCCCUGGGCCGCGCAGGGACGCUGGAGGAGCUGCCAAUGUCCCCGCGUGAGGGUGCUGCUACCGUGCUGGACGAGCGGAUCGUGCAGUAUGGCAGGAGCGGCACUGGUCAGCGGCGACGGGCGUUCGCGGAGGUCGUGGCUGAGCAGCCGGAGGCCAUGGACACCAAGGAAUGGCGCAUCGAAGGGCCCGCCACCGUCGGCUGGUUGCUGCAGGCUCACCUGGAGCAAGGCGGCGGGCUUGUCCAGCGCCACUACUGGUGGAGACAGAUCCUGGGAUUGGCAGCCGCCGACCCCAGGGUCGACGAAUAUUUGUUCUUGUGUCAGCUCCUGGAGACGGCGGCGACCGCCGACCAGCUCAACCUCCCGGGCUGCGAAACGUUCGAGCUCGCGGCCAGGCGAUUCCAGCUCUGGGAGGAGGUCUAUUCGGAGGCCCUUCGUCAUGCCGAGGUUGCAGGGACCGCUGGCGCUGCAGCCGACUCGGACGGCUGGCUGGACGAGCGCCGCAUCUUCCCGGGAAGCGCGCGGACCAAGGGCCACGCGCUCGUGGCGCCCUCCUUGGAGAAGCACGUCGCCGAACGAAUGCAGGAGGAGAGCGCCAUCCUCAAG